Messenger RNA from Falco peregrinus (peregrine falcon), 2008 nucleotides. RefSeq names its product vasoactive intestinal polypeptide receptor 1-like. The transcript has 13 exons. The coding region runs from base 13 to 1296 and encodes 427 amino acids. Lineage: Eukaryota; Metazoa; Chordata; Aves; Falconiformes; Falconidae. Gene Ontology annotation, biological process: adenylate cyclase-modulating G protein-coupled receptor signaling pathway; cell surface receptor signaling pathway. Gene Ontology annotation, cellular component: plasma membrane. The record is from RefSeq and is a predicted model, not a curated record. Gene Ontology annotation, molecular function: peptide hormone binding; G protein-coupled peptide receptor activity.
CUGGCUCCAGCUAUGGGGGGCCCAUGGCAGCCCCCCGGCACCUGCAUGCUGCCGGUCCUGCUGCUCGCACUCCCGAUGCUCCGGGUGCAGGCAACACACCCCGACUGCUCCAUCGUCCUCUAUUUCCAAGAGCAAGAAGCUGAAUGUCUGGAGAUUAUCAGGAGCGAAAGCCAAACACCAGCCCCGUCUGGACCCCCCAGGCAGCAGGGCUGCCUGACUGAGUGGGAUGGAGUGAGCUGCUGGUCAGCUGUGCCCGUGGGCCAGUCCCGAGCUGUCGCCUGCCCUGACAUCCUCCACAUCUUCAAGAAGUCCAAAGCGCUGAUCCGGAGGAACUGCACUGAGUCAGGAUGGAGCUUCCCCAGCCCUCCCUACCACAAUGCCUGUGAGCUGGAGGCCAUCGGCAGUGAUAACAACACGGAGGCCAAGAAAAGCUAUUUUGUCACCAUGAAAGUUCUUUACACCUGCGGCUACUCCACGUCCCUGGCAGCCCUCUUCCUGGCCAUUGGCAUCUUCCUCUGCUUCAGGAAGCUGCAUUGCACCAGGAACUCUAUCCACAUCCACUUCUUCACCUCCUUCAUACUGCGUGGGGCCGCCGUGUUCAUCAAGGACGCCGUCCUCUUCUCAGACGAGUCCAUUGACCACUGCACAAUGUCAACAGUGAACUGCAAAGUAGCCAUCGCCUUCUUCCAGUACUCGGUCUUGGCCAACUUCUACUGGCUGCUGGUGGAAGGCAUGUACCUGCAGACCCUGCUGCUGCUCACCUUCACCUCUGACAGGAGGUACAUCUUGUGGUACAUCCUCAUCGGCUGGGGUGUCCCCAUGCUGACAGUCUGCGUGUGGGUGGUCACCAGGCUGCAGUACGACAACCAUGGGUGCUGGGAUGACUACACCAGUCUGUACUGGUGGGUGAUCAAGGCUCCUAUCCUCCUGGCCAUAUUUGUGAACUUCCUCAUCUUCCUCAACGUCACCAGGAUGUUAGCACAGAAGAUCCGGUCCCCAGACAUUAGCAAAAACUACAAGCAGCAGUACAUGAGGCUGACGAAGUCCACGCUGCUCCUCAUCCCUCUCUUCGGGGUACACUACGUGGUGUUCGCACUCUUCCCUGAGCACAUCGGUGUGGAUGCCCGGCUGUACUUCGAGCUGGUCCUUGGCUCCUACCAGGGGUUCCUAGUGGCUCUGCUGUACUGCUUCCUGAACGGGGAGGUCCAGGCUGAGAUCAAGAGGAACUGGGGCAAGUGGCAAUCAUCCAUGGAGAGCAACGUCUUCAACCUGGCCACCCAAGACUUCACCGCAUGAUGAGGACAGCGUCUGGGGGGAAAUACCUCCUCGAGGAUGGUGGUGGUGGUGCAACUCCAUGGCUACGGUCCCAGAAACACAAUAAAAAGGAUUUUGUAGGUUCUGGGUCUGGCAUCCUCAGAGGGUGGUGCAGACGGCUGUUGGGAAAGGCUCUGCCUGUCCAGCUGUUGGUGGCUCUUGUGGCUCCCUGUGACGGUGUUUUACCUGCCCAAAGCUCUCCUUGCAGUUUGGUCCGUGUUUUAGGCAAAGGGAAGAGGGCUUCUCUGCCUUUUCUGGGUUGGAAAUGCAAAUAUCAUUUCACAAAAGACACGGGACAUUUUUCAUUUGGCACUGCAAUGAAAAUGCAAGCAGCCUCAGUGCUGAAGGGAUUUACUGCUGGCUAUUUUCCCCUUCUUCAUUGAUUUACAAAAUUGUCCCCCUUAUGGAAAGAUGCCUAAACACAGCCCCCAGGAGCCAUUCCGGGUGUGGGAGAGGCAAACACAGAGACAGACAAAACCCCACAGCUUUCUACAGGAGUCCCCUGAUGGUCUCAUGACUCAGUUCCCCCCACAGCUUCUAAAAUGUUUCCCUUUCUCCCGUGCCUGUUGCUUCAGCCGCACUCAGCGCUGGGGAAGGUGUCCCACCAUCCUUGCCAUGCCAGCAGUCCCAGGGGCUGCACACCAGAGGGACAGGACAGUUUGCAAGCAACGGGACUCCCCUGUCUUCACUGGGG